UUUUAGCUUGGUUUUUCGUCUGCCGAAAUACAAUUUUAUUUAUUAUUAGAAUUGUUGACAAAGGGAAGUAUUCAUUCAAUUAAUAAAUGAAACAAAUAUAAUGGCAGAUUCGCAGUUUUGUUUGGAGUGGGACUCCCACAACAAAAACAUUUGUAAUGGCUUAAGUUCUCUACAGCAGAGUGGAGAGUUUGUGGACAUGACGCUGGCCGCCGACGGCCACCACGUGAAAGUCCACCAGAUGGUGAUGGCGCUUGCCAGCCCGUAUAUUAAGGAUCUCAUCUCUACGGCCAACUGUCCGCAUCCUGUUAUAUUCUUAAAUAAAGUAUCGUACAAGACACUAUGUUCAAUACUGGAGUACAUCUACACGGGACAAGCGUUGGUAGCAGUCGAUGACAUCAGUGAUCUAAUCAUUGCCGCUAAAGAGCUUCACAUUAAAGGACUGGAGGAUGUGAAAGCAGCAGGCGGCACCCCAAUGGUAUCAGAAGUCGAAGUAGAAUGUGAAGUGCCAAAAGAGGUUCCAGAAAUACAAAUCAAACUCCAACGACCCGACACAUCCACCCCGCAAUUCUCCGCUUUACAAAAUCUGAAACGAAAACUUGAAAACAACAAGCCUCUAUCCAGUAUGCCGUUAAGAAAAAGAGUUUUACUAAAUAAAGAGACGGAAAACAAAGAUAUGCCCACGUUAGAGCAGGAUGGGAAAGAAAAGGAGGCUGGUUACGAUGACCCGUUGGAUAUGGAUGACCGGGAUGAUUAUGAUGAUGAUGAUGAUGAUAGAGAACAGGACACAACGGUGGCAGUUAGUAAACCUUCAACGGAGAACCCGCAAAGCCAAAACGUGUCAUUGCAAUACACGCUAUCGAACCAAGGCGGGGCGCAACUGAUCCUAAACCGGUACUUGUACGCAGAAGCGUACCAAUAUGCGGACAGUCGGCGGAAGUGGAAAUGCAUCGACAAUAGAGAACGGAAGUGCCCGGCUAAAGUCGUCACGAAGAACAAUAUGGUUGUGCGGAGAAUCAGCGCUCACACGCACAUUUUUCACGACCAGAAGAUCUUGAGGAAAGUGCGAGCUGGCUGCGUCUACAGCGCUCUCAGAGACGCUGAACAGAAAUCCGCAGAAAUAAAGUCGGAAAUUUACUCUAAUGUACAGUCAACCAAUCAGAACCCUAAGCCACAGUAGAACUAUGUCACAAUGACGUGAAUAAAUCAGAUUGUAAGAAAUGUCUCACUGUUUGUAAUUUUGACAUGGUGGUAGCGUGGCCUAGGGUUCCAAUUUUAGGUUUCUCCUCCACGAUACAGGAGGCCUAGUGUGGAGGUCAGUCUAAUGUACCACUGACUAAAUUUUAUUGCCAAAUAAACAAUUUUGUUUUCCCCUCACUAGCUCGGAA
Molecule: messenger RNA, 1385 nt
Organism: Leguminivora glycinivorella
Lineage: Eukaryota; Metazoa; Arthropoda; Insecta; Lepidoptera; Tortricidae
Product: protein bric-a-brac 2-like
Exons: 6
Coding region: 101-1177 (358 amino acids)
Biological process (GO): regulation of transcription by RNA polymerase II
Cellular component (GO): nucleus
Molecular function (GO): protein binding
Source: RefSeq, a predicted model, not a curated record